This is a messenger RNA of Cavenderia fasciculata, 3915 nucleotides long. RefSeq lists its product as uncharacterized. The transcript has 2 exons. The record is from RefSeq and is a predicted model, not a curated record. Lineage: Eukaryota; Evosea; Eumycetozoa; Acytosteliales; Cavenderiaceae. The coding region runs from base 1 to 3915 and encodes 1304 amino acids.
AUGUCAUCAAUACACGAUGAUAAUCAAGCAGCACUGUUGACAGAUCAUACAACGACUUCUGUGGUUUCAGCUGAAGAUUUGGUCGAUGCAACUAUAUUGGUGGUCGAUGAAACAACACCUAAUAUUGUAUCUACCCCUUUAAAACCUGACCUAGAUCAGCAACAACAACAACAAGAAGAAGAAGAGUCAUUGUCUUUAUCAUUGACAACUUUAAAAUUAGAGACAUCAUCUGACCAAAUUAAAAAGGAAGAUAAUGUAGUUGUCAAACCACAAUCACCUUCUUUAUCGAGAAAGAAAAAUGUUGCUACUACUUCAACUACACCUUCUUCAUCACCAAGUGUUAAAUCAAGAUUAUUGAAUGGAACUACAACUACAACAACAUCGACCACAGGGUCACCAAGAACUAGUAGUUCUGUUACAUCAACUGCAAGAAUAUCAACACCAAGUAAAUCAGGAUCAACUACAACAUCUAGAGUAAGCUCACCAUCAUCAUCAUCAUCACCUAAACCAUCGACACCUAUUCGAUCUACCUUUGGUGGUGUAUCAUCUACUCCAUCCACUCCAAAGACACCAACUACUUCCUCGUCGAAUAGAAAUAGUGUCAAUCUUACACCAACUACUACUACAACUUCAUCUAGAACAUCAACUACCAUGUCUCCAUCUACAUUGUCAUCGACAUUUAGUAAAUAUGCGUCGUUGAGUAGUCCACAACAAGCACGUAGUUCGACCAUGCCAACACCUCGUACUGUUUCCAGUCCACACUUGCAUCGAACAACCACCUCUCACAGUUCAUUCACUCCAUCCAAAUCACUUCCAUCGUCACCCAAAACACCAUUGACUCCUCCGACCACCACAUCGCCAGGACAAAAGAAAGAAUUGCUAGACUUUUGGAAAAAGAAAGAGGUAGAGUCCAGUCCCACUAGAUCACCCUCGUCGUCGUCACCAAGAGUUUCAUCUCCUGCAACACCACGAUCACCUCUCUACAAGACUACUACUACGACACCAGAUUCUAAGCGUACUGUAACGAGUACAACUACCACUGCUGCUGCUCCAGGAUCCCCAUUACCAAGUUUGAGUGGAUUAUCUAGUUCUCCAAGAACAGCUUCUCCAUCAACUAGUAGAACAACGUCACCAUCUCCAUUACGUACAAGUAGCAGUAGUAGUGGAAGUAGUUCCCCACGUACUACUUCUCCCACUAUGUCCACCUCACCAAUUUCCCCAUCACCAUUGAGAACUAGUUCAUCGUCAAUCACUAGAUCGACAUCGAGAACUUCAACUCCAUCACCAUCCACCUCUAGAACAUCUACACCAUCUCCAUCAACUUCUAGAUCAUCUACCCCUACUACCACCUCUACUGCCGCCAAGACCACUACUACCACGUCAAGUUUGAGUGGUAGAACAUCAACCACCUCUACUACAUCUACCACUUCUACUACUACUACUACCACUGCAUCCAAGAGACAUUCUAUAGCAAUCUCCAAACCUGCAACAACACCAACUCCAUCACCAUCGACUAGCAGCUCAUUGUCCUCUACCAUGACAACUAGAGACAAGAGAAGCUUAUUGACCACUAAAAAGACGUCAUCAAUGACUUCAUUACCAACUACCACAACCUCCAAAUCAUCACCAUUGGCUAGAACAGCCACCACUCCAACAAGACCAUCCACUGCUUCUUCAAUUACAAAACCAACAUCUACCACCCCAACAAAGCCAACCACCACACCAAAGGUUGAACCUGUUAAAAUAGAACAACCAAAGGUUGAGGAGGUAAAAGUUGAAGAACCCGUCGUCGUCGUCGAGCAAAAGGUCGAGGAGGUUAAAGUUGAAGUCAAGGUUGAGGAACCAAUCGUCGAAGAACCAAAGGUUGAAGAACCAGUCAUCGUUGAGCCAACAGUUGAACAAGUCAAGGUUGAAGAACCAAUCGUCGAACAACCAAAGCUUGAAGAGCCAAUAAUUGUCGAGCCAACAGUCGAACAAGUCAAGGUUGAAGAGCCAAUCAUCGAACAACCAAAGGUUGAAGAACCAGUCAUCGUUGAGCCAACAGUUGAACAAGUCAAGGUUGAAGAACCAAUCGUCGAACAACCAAAGCUUGAAGAGCCAGUUGUCGUAGAGCAAACAGUUGAACAAGUCAAAGUUGAAGAACCAGUCGUCGAAGAGCCAAUAAUUUUCGAGCCAACAGUCGAACAAGUCAAGGCUGAAGAACCAAUCAUCGAACAACCAAAGGUUGAAGAACCAAUCAUCGUCGAAGAACCAAAGGUUGAAGAACCAGUCAUCGUCGAGCCAACAGUUGAACAAGUCAAGGUUGAAGAACCAAUCAUUGUUGAGGAAACCAAUGUAAAGAUUGAAAUUGUUCAACAAAAAGAAGAAGAUAUUAAAGAGCAAAAAGAAGAAGAACCAAUUAUCAUUCAAGCUCAACCUGUACAGAUCAAAGAGGAAAAGAAAGAGCAAUUUGUAGAUGAAGAUGAACAAAACCAACUUGGAUCUGCACAAAAACAACAAGAACAUUUGAUUGUUCCAACUCUGACAACUGAGCCAGUUAGUGUGGUCGUAUCAGUUGAAACAAACAAGGUUGAUGAACCAUGUGACGGUUUGGGAUCAAGCAAGGAAACCAAUAGUUCAACAAAUAGCAAUAGUAAUAGUACAAAUAGCGAUAAAACAGAAGAAGAUGAUGAAGACGAACAAGAUGAAGAAGAAAAGGAAGAAGACGAAAAAAUCAAUGGCGAAAAGAAUAACGAAAAUAAUGAUGACGAAAAGAAAAAUAACAAACAAGAUGAAAAGAAAUCAGAUCAAGAAGAUGAUCAAGAUGAGGAAGAAUCAUCAGAAGAAGAGGAAGAAAAGAAAGAAUUGGAAAAGGUACCAGAAACUUUGCCAGUAGUUACUGCACCUGCACCUGCACCUGCACCAGUAGUUAUAGAGAAAAAGUUUGUUCCACCACCUUUAAUUUCAUCACAUUCUUCUCCAUCAUUACCAACCAACAAUAACAAUAAUAAUAACAACGAUCAUCUCACUACUCCAUCAUUUAGCACAAUCUCAACCUCUGCCGAAUCCCUUCAAUCAUUCCAUUCAUCACUUGCAUUACCAACAAGCAGUGGUAGAACCGAAUCAUUGACAGCUCCAUCCACCCCAACCUCCCUUCCUCUGUCUGCCACCCAACCCAUCCAACUCCCACCAUCGGCAGCCAUCUCCAAACCCGUCCUUCCACCACGUGACAUCAAGGAAGACACCAAACGUGUAUGGGUUAGAGGCUUUUCCACUUUGCCAGUAGGUGCUGAUCUCCCAAGACUUGCAUUUUGUAUUUCUAUUUUUUCACAAGACCAAGACCCAACUGUCGAUCUUGCCAACCGAGGUAAUCCUAAAAAGACGGUUCUCGAUAUUUUAUUCGCCCUUAGACAACUUUUCAGCAAUAUUAACAACAAUGACGCACAAACCAACGAAUCAAUCCAAACCAACUUUGAAUUGGUCCCAAGAAAUGAUGAUGGAUCAAUAAGACCAAAUGAUCUUGUUCAAUUCCUUAUAGCAGAAUUUGGUGAAUCUUCUCCCAUUUUGCAAGUAUUAAAGGGAUGUAAUCAAGCAAUUAUUGCACCAUCAGUUAUUGAAUUGAGACUUGGUAUUUGUCCACCAAAAUUAAUGUUCAAGGACGCCGGAGGAUGGAACAUCAAGGUUAGUCGAGACGAAAAGAAUGACAGUGUAAUAGUAUCACAUACAAAGAAACAACAACACAUGGAUCUCAGAAAGGAAGAUGAAUAUUUUGAAUUUGUCUGGGAAUUGGAAAUGGUAUUCAACAAUGAUGUUACCCAACUCAAGGGUGUAACACUUUCAAUAUUGGAAUUGAAUUUUGGUGAAAAGACUAGACAAGACAAGAAAGACGAAUAUCAUGCAAUCUUUGAUAAACAUUUGAAAACUUCGAAACAAUAA